Molecule: messenger RNA, 1467 nt
Organism: Cantharellus anzutake
Lineage: Eukaryota; Fungi; Basidiomycota; Agaricomycetes; Cantharellales; Hydnaceae
Exons: 2
Coding region: 138-1454 (438 amino acids)
Source: RefSeq, a predicted model, not a curated record
CGCCAAACGACACCACGUGCCCCAAAGACCACUUAAGUAGCAGCGCAACCACGAGAACCACCGACCCUUGCGGGUAAUAAACGUAACCGAGGAAACUCCACCUCGGACACCCCAACCCCCCUAGAAAAGAACGCAGAAUGGCCCUACCCGACCUGAGCCUAAUGCCAAACCCGCUACCCGGCUUCGGUAGCGGAGCCCCUGCCAAACCCGCUAUCAGAGUCCCCGCGACCCAAACCCCCCCUACAACCCCGGGCAUAAACAUGGACAGUAGCGGCCUGACAGAGGAAGUCCAGCCAUCCCAACUCCGGGUCUCAGAGAAAGAAUUCUCAGCCACACCCGAGCCCCAACAAACCCGCGAAGCGAAGAUCACCCCAGCAUCCGGCCCUUUUGACACGCCCGACGACACCGAAGUCAGCUACAAUGCCCGCCCACUCCCAGCCGACUUCGACUAUAAGGUCCUCGGUAUGCACAGCCCACACCUCCGCCUGAACGUAACCGAUGAAGCCUGCGAAGCUUGGAACCAAGCCAACGAACACGCAGUUAUCAUUAUCCCUCUCUACAUGGCGUUCUCCCUCACGAAAAUGCAAGAGGCAAAAGACCAUGCCUCCACCUUCAUUAAAAGAGCGUUCCCAGACUCAGCAGAAACACUUAGCACCAUACCGGCUGCCAAUGCGAUUGAUGCCCAGGGAGACGACCCCCUCCCCUGGGGUAUCAUGAUCGAUGGCUUGACACUCUGCGAUGCCGCAAUGCUCCUCUACCACCAAUUCUGGCUCUCCAAAGCAUUCAGCUUUGUGGCGCACCCAGCCUCCGAGUUCACCUCCGACUGGAUUGGAAACUGGGCGUUCGCAGCCACGGCCAGAGACCGCACGGCCGUCCAAACGUGCCUAAAAACCACCCUGAACCGCCCCUCCUCGAAAAUUGGGAAAUACCUUGUCGAAAAUGUCCCCGACAACUACGAACGUCUAACAAUAAUCGACUCAGCACGAGUAAGACCUCUGACAGUCACCACCCACGGCACCACUGCAACCCACUGGACGUUCCUAGUCAAGUCCCCACACCCCGAAGACAUCGUGAAGCACGGCCACUGGAUUGAAGCAGCAGAAGCCACAGUCUGGUACCACCCAGCCAUCGCGAAAGGAGCCAAAAGGAACCCCCCCAAGCCAUGUAGAUGCUGCAAAGGCCGCGACCACUCGACACUCCAGUGCCCACUCACGGAACUCCCCUUCUGGAAAGAGAUCACCAACCCAGACAAACCAGACGACGCCGUGAGAGCCAACACAGACAUUUCCCUGGCCACCGAGCUAAGCGGCCACCAGAGCAUGGCGAGAGAAGAAACCCACACACACCACAGAGGUAGGGGGAUGGGACGCGGAAACUACAGAGGCAGACCAGCAAGGCUUAGGGGCCCACGCGGCAGACACCCUUCCAGCACAAGAGGUAGAUACAUCAUGUAAUCCCCCACCCUAG